AUUCUAACUGCUGGUACCUCUGAAUGCUCCUACAUCUUCAAUAACCCUCAUAAGACCUUGUGUGGUCUAUUGCCACAACACUGAACAGACAACACUACGGAUGAAGGGUGCGGUAGAAACUUCCUGGGACCGCUUUACUUCCUUCAUAGCUAUUUAAUAGUGGAAAAACAAUGACUUUUUUAUAGCCCACUCACAACAAAUAGAGAUUUGGGGGUGGAGUGCUCUAUUUGUGUGUGGUUGAGAGGUUUUCAGACUGUUUUUUGCUGAGUAGUGAGGGAUGGUGUUAGUCAAGCAGCUGGAAACAGAAAGAGCAGAAAAAAGAGGGCAGGAGGAGAAGAAGAACAAAACAAGAGACGCAGAGAAAGGGGGAUGAUCGUAUCCAUAUGGUGGAGCUUGUGUUCUUCACUUCCUGGACAGAGAGAGGGAGACGAAGAGAGAGGCUAGAGGAAGAGAGAGAGCUGGAAAGCCAACAAGGAGUGAGAGAAAAACAACUGGAAGCAUAGCACAGUAACCUAGAUCAUCUCAAGCUGUGAGCAUAUGACCGAGAGAGAACUGUAGAGACCGAUUCAAAGCAUGUGACCUUGAUUUAGUUACAUUGUGAUUGUGAAUGGGACGGGAUGGUUUUUUCUGAAGAUCACUGGGAGGGAUAGAAAGACAGAAUGAGUGAGACUGAAAGUUCCUAAAGCGCUGCGUUCAGGUUCAUGCACCACUGAUGACGUGAGGUCACUUAGAGGAAUUCAGGUUAGUGUUUUCAUUUUUUUCUGCUCUUUCUUCCUCUCCUGCCAUCUGGAGCUGUGAAGCACUUCCUUCCAUUUGCAGACGGUCCGAUUUUACGUCAAUGUGACGACCCUCAUGUGGUAUUCCCUUCACAAUCAUUUUUGCGCAUGGAGUCCAGGUCUGGGUCUUACCCUAAAGCUUGUUGGCCAACCUCUGGAUGUAGUUAACUGUCCUUUAUGGGAGUUUGUAGACAUCAGCUGAAGUUCUCAGAGGGGUGUUGCCUUGCCCUUAUAAGGCAAAACCAACCGAGUGGAAAAGUAUUUGAAUUUGUGGUGGUACUACUCCACUGCCUUUUCAGGUCUACAUGAUCUGGAGCUGGUGCUUUUCUUCACUUUUGGUUCCUCUUCUUGGAAACAUUUGCACAGACAAUGUUCACUGCCAGACAAUAGGGAGCUUUUGUCAGCGGGUGGGCAGCAUGUGUAUGGGCGCUCUGUCAUGAGCUCUCACAAGUGGAGUCAGAACAACUCACAAGAGGAGGAGGCCGGUCCUGGAUCUGCCCUCUGGCCAAAUACGCAUCCUGCUCAUGGGAGGGCAAACGUAUUAGUCAGUGUAAACAAGAAGGCUUUUUGAGGCUGUAACGCUGCUGGAUCUGACUUUGCAUGCUCAGUUUCUGACAGAGAGGGGAUGACAGUGUGGACCUCCGGUUUUAGCAUCACUGGAGAUCAACAGCAUGAGAUCUUUCAUCUAACUUGUAUUCAACCGCUCAGAUUCACACCUGUUUUUUGGAAAUUAGACUCUGCUAGGACACUUUUGAAAGCACCAUGACAGCAGCGGCAUGGUACCAUCGGGACAUCAGCCGCGUACAAGCCGAAGAGCUGCUGGCCCAUGCUGGGAGAGAUGGCAGCUUCUUGGUGAGGGACAGCGAAUCUGUGCCUGGAGCCUAUGCCUUGUGUCUGCUGUUCCAGCGACAUGUUCAUACAUACCGAAUCCUCCCUGAUGCAGAUGGAUUAUUGGCUGUGCAGGCCACGCAGGGAGUGCAGGUGAAUUGUUUCCGUACUCUUGGUGAUUUAAUUUUGGGGUAUCAAAACCCACGCAAAGGUCUGGUGGCCCCUUUGCUUUACCCUGUUAUGCGUGAAUCGGAGCCCAACGAUGAGAGCUCAGAUGGUGAUGAUGAGAAGCCAGGUUCAACAUUUGCCACCCCUCCACCACGCGCAAUGUCCCCUACAAGCCACCCUUUACCUUCCAGUUCAGCAGCCCCUCAUUUACUGCUGCAGAGGCUUCAGGAGCUCAGCCCAAAUAGUUUAGGCUGUGAGAUCGUCACAUUACUAGAUGAGUAUCUGCAUGGUAAUGUGUGUAAAGACCUGGAGAACAUGAAAGGGGGCGCGUCAGGACUGCAACACUUUCAGUGUAUCCUCAGCCGCGCAUGCGUCAGUCUGCACAGUGAGAUUGACCAGACACUGUCUAGUUUGGAGACUUUGGCGAAAGUGUUUGAUCAUCCUAGCGGCCAUCAUACCUUCCCCACAAUGCAGAAUACAGGGAAAAGCCCUGAAGAAAACAUGGAUAAUCUACUUCACAAGCUCACGGCCCUCUGUAACCUGUUGUCUUCUCUGGAGAAGAGGGUUCUCAAAGCUUUACAAGAAGCUGUUACCAAUCACAACCUAUCUUUGCAAUCAGCCACUCCUCCUGAAGCAGUUACAGCUACCAAAAAGCAUGCCCGACCCAAUCCAGUCCACAGCUUUCAGGUCAAGGUGGUCAGGUAUGGCAGACAAACAGUAUCGGUAGACAUAGAUGCAGGAGUGCUGCUAUUUGACAAGAAGUCUGGCUCAUUUGGUGUGGAGACUGUCACACACGACAGGAUCGUGCAGUUGGUAAAGUUUCAGAGAGGCUCUGCCAAACUGAAGAUGGUCGUUGACAGUCAUCACAACCCACCAAGAGAGCUAGUGUUUGAGAGCAUGAAGAAACGUGAAGCUUUCUGUCGGCUGCUACAGCUUAUGAAGGCUGCUCACUCCCAGCAGUCUGAGCUUGAUGUCAUCUCUGUGUUUGUGGGCACCUGGAAUAUGGGGGACACUCCACCACCUGCUUCACUGCAGACUUGGGUUACUUGCUGUGGUCUGGGUCUCACCCCAGAUGAGUCCAUUGCCUCUCUGCCUCAUGAUAUCUAUGCAGUGGGCACUCAGGACAACCCGCAGAGCGAGAGAGAGUGGGUUGAACACAUCAGAGCCACGCUUCGGAGUGCAACCAACAUCGACUUCAAACAGGUGGCAGUACAGUCCCUCUGGAAUAUCAGACUGGCUGUGUUUGUGAAACCAGAGCAUGAAGGACGCAUCAGUAAAGUAAACACCGCUAGUGUAAAAACUGGCCUGGGAAACACGCUUGGAAAUAAGGGAGCAGUAGGAGUUUCUCUUCUCUUUAAUGGCACCUCAAUGGGCUUUGUGAACUGCCAUUUGACUUCUGGUAGUGAUAAAGCACUCAGGAGGAACCACAACUUCCAAGACAUCCUCAGACUUUUGUCUCUUGGAGAAAAGCAGCUCAGCACUUUUGACAUUAGCCUUCGUUUCAAUCAUCUCUUUUGGUGUGGAGACCUCAACUACCGCCUGGACCUGGAUGCACUGGACAUAUUGAAGCAUGUUUCAAAGCGAGAAUUCGAGGAGCUGAUGUGUGCAGACCAAUUGACCAGAGAGCGGCACAGAAGAAAGGCCUUUUUUAACUUUAAGGAGGAGAAGAUUUUGUUUCCACCCACCUAUCGAUAUGAACGUGGUUCUAGAGACUGUUAUCUAUGGCAGAAAUACAAGUCCAGUGGGGUGCAAGUUAAUGGGCCCUCAUGGUGUGACAGAGUUCUGUGGAAGUCCUACCCAGAGUCUCACAUAACCUGUACCUCAUAUGGAUGCACAGAUGACAUCUUCACUAGUGACCACUCUCCUGUUUUUGCAACUUUUGAAGUCGGUGUAAUAUCACAGUUUCCCAGGACAGACUCAGGUUCAGAGAGAGCCAGCAUUGAGCUGGAGGCGAUUGAGGCCAUAGUGAAAACGGCAAGCAAGGCUAAGUUUUUCAUCGAGUUCCACUCCCGCUGUCUAGAAGAGCCUCGCCGUUCUGCUGAGAAUGACUCCCAGUGCUGUGAGGUGCCAGGGUUUCUCAAACUUGGCUGGUCUUCAAAACAGUUUCCCAAGUUCCACCCAGUUUUCUCAGAUUUAGAGCAUCUCCGGGAUCAGCACUUGCUGUUGUCUGUGAAGUCAUGUGAUGGCUUUGAGUCAUAUGGGGAGUGCUGUGUGCCUCUUCGCUCGGUAACAGGAAAAUCAUCGGAUCCAUUUGAGACAUGCUUGACUCACAGAGGAGAGGAGAUGGGCUCUAUUCGUGGACGAAUCAGGGUCUAUGUACCACCAGACCGCAGAAGGAUCCGGGAAAGGGUCUAUGAGUGGCUCUGUAUUGAGAAGGAUGAGAAGGAAAUGACGAAGGACCAUUUGUCUCGCCCUUCUUCCUGUGCGUUCCCCACCCAAGCACCACCAGCCUCGUAUAUGACAGCUCCAAACAGCUACACCAAUCCUGCGUACUUCAUCUUUGAAGGGCUGCCUGUGUUGCAGAGAGUCGAAGAGAUUCCCUCAUCCAGCAAAGAAUCACAAUUAGUACGGGCCAAAGACACUGUGAUACAGCUCCCUAGAGUGACUGGAGGUCACAGCCAUGGCAAAAGGUCCGCUCGGAGAUCCGACUUCACAGAGAUUGAGAUUCCUGGCUCCUUAGCACCCUAUAAACCAUCUUGUGAUACUCAAAAUGAACUGUCGUUGACUGCAUCCUCUUAUCAGCUUUUCCCAGGUCCAGAUGUUCCUAAUACAUCCCCAAAUCAAAGACACACUCCUUCCUCAAAUCCAUCUUUACAGUUCCAGCCCCAUAAGAACAAUAUGACACAGGGUUCAGUAUUAUCAGUCAAAAAACUCACAAACUCCUACAUGAACCAUUCUGUUUUUUCUCGGGACAUACAGACGCCACUCAAAGACAAAGUCAGAAAGGACUAUCACAGGCAGCAUCAAGGCCGGCCCAUGCCAAUGCAAAAUGGACCAAAGCUAUACCCCUAUGUAUCCACAAGGGUUCCCAUCCAUGAAUCCUCAGCACCCUGGACUGUAGAGCAGCCAACUACAGCUUCAGGAGACAACUCUCUUACAGCUCUGCAAAUUGCUAAAUCACUAAGUGAGGUGGAUUUUCAGCCAGUAGACAGAAAGUACCAAUUUCAUGAAAUGUCUUCUCAGCAAAGGCAUCAUGGGUAUGAUUAUGGUUUAGCUAAUGAAAGAAACUACAGCUGGGAGAAAGAGGUGUCAGUCUUACAUGGAGCCCCAGAAACAGUGCGGGAACUGCUCAGCACUCUGGGUUUGCAGCGUUACACGCUGGACCUCAGCCGCAAUGGCUGGGAUGAUCUUGAUUAUUUCAGUGGUAUUACUGAUGAGGAGCUUGUUGCAGCGGGUGUGUCUAACCCAUCUCAUCGACGAAGAAUCUUGGAGAACCUUCCCAAGAUCUGGGACUGAACACAAAGAGCCUGAGAGACUAUCAGGUGUCAUAUCAGGAGACUAAUGACCAGCUCAAUAUUUGCAUUCCAUACAUAUUUUUUUACUCUCCUUUGUAAUUUCAAAAGUUUAAAUUCCAUUCAUAAUAAAGCUCAUCGCACUACCGGUAAGUGUU
Messenger RNA from Ctenopharyngodon idella (grass carp), 5382 nucleotides. It is a transcript of the gene inppl1b, whose product is annotated as inositol polyphosphate phosphatase-like 1b. Gene Ontology annotation, biological process: phosphatidylinositol dephosphorylation. NCBI's taxonomy places the organism in Eukaryota, Metazoa, Chordata, Actinopteri, Cypriniformes, Xenocyprididae. The transcript has 27 exons. The record is from RefSeq and is a predicted model, not a curated record. Bases 1539 to 5228 code for a protein of 1229 amino acids. Gene Ontology annotation, molecular function: protein binding; phosphatase activity.